Neoarthrinium moseri is the source of this 1710-nucleotide messenger RNA. RefSeq lists its product as uncharacterized. The transcript is spliced from 3 exons. The record is from RefSeq and is a predicted model, not a curated record. Gene Ontology annotation, molecular function: transporter activity. Bases 1 to 1710 code for a protein of 569 amino acids. Lineage: Eukaryota; Fungi; Ascomycota; Sordariomycetes; Amphisphaeriales; Apiosporaceae. Gene Ontology annotation, biological process: transport.
AUGAAUCUAACAUGUAAUUCGACGUUGGAGGAGAUGCGAAUCGGCUCCGAGACCAAGAUCGCAGGGCCCUUUACUUUUCACCAGUUGGCCCUGAUCAUCGGCGGCGGUUGCGCCCUCAUCGCCAUCCUGACCAGCUUUUUCUUGAUGUGGCAACAUGCGCUCAACUACACCAAGCCGCGCGAGCAGAAGCACAUCAUCCGCAUCCUCUUGAUGGUCCCCAUCUAUUCGGCCUCCGCCUUCCUCUGCAUCUGGUACUACUGGCACGCCGUGUAUUUCCAGGUCCUUAGCGACUGCUAUGAGGCCUUCGCCAUCUCCUCCUUCUUCGCCCUCAUGUGCCACUACAUGGCCCCCGACCUGCACGACCAGAAGGAAUACUUCAGGCAGAUGCAGCCCGUCAAGCCAUGGGUCUGGCCUCUCAACUGGAUGGCCAAAUGCUGCGGCGGCGACCGUGGGCCCUGGAGGACUCCCAAGAGCGGCCUGACCUGGUUCAACAUUGUCUGGAUUGGCAUCUACCACUACUGCUUCAUCCGCGUUGCCAUGACCAUCACCGCAGUCGUAACGCAGUAUUUCGACCGAUAUUGCGAAAGCUCCAAUAACCCGGUUUUCGCACACAUCUGGGUUCUCGUGGUCGAGUCCAUCGCGGUCACCAUUGCCAUGUACUGCGUAAUCCAAUUCUACGUACAACUGAAAGAACCAUUGGCAGAGCAUAAGCCCUUCUUGAAGGUCAUCGCCAUCAAACUGGUCAUCUUCUUAUCCUUCUGGCAGUCGAGCGCCAUCUCGGUCGGUACAUCUACACUGCACAUCGUCAACCCUAGCGACAUCAUGGCAUAUCCAGACCUCAAAGUCGGCAUACCGUCCCUGCUACUAUGCGUGGAGAUGGCGCUGUUUUCCAUUCUGCAUCUUUGGGCUUUCUCUUACAAGCCGUACGUCCCGGGCGCCAAGCCUACUUAUUACCCGGUUGCGGAUCCAGCUCUGGGCCUGGCUGCCCGUGAGAAUGAGCACGGGGCUCCCCAGGGCGGCCCCUUUGGGCUGAAGGCAUUCUGGGAUGCUUUGAACCUGUGGGACGUGGUGAAGGCGUUUGGCCGUGGCAUUCGCUGGCUUUUCGUGGGCGUUAAGAAGCGCCAUCUCGAUCCCAGCUACAGCAAAAACAACACCAACCACAACAGUCUGGAUACGAGUUACCCCAUGAAAUCGUACCCCGGGGCCAAGAGCACGGAUCAUCUGCCUAUCGCGACUGAGUUUAGGCAGAGCACCUUCUACGGGAAAAACAGCCCGCUGGGUCGACGUAACGACGAAAGCGCAGGCCUGAUCGACAACGCACAGGGUAUCUCGGGCUCGCCCCCGCGAAGGAGGCAAAGCCCACCGUACCAUGAGGAGCCUCAACGCGAUGGUGCGGUACCGUCGUACGAUGACACCCACAGGGACGAAUACAACGAUGGCCACCACACGCAGCAGCCCGACCAAGCCUACGAUCCCCACAGGGGUGAGUACUAUGAAGGCAAUGCAAUCCAACAAGCGGGCCAAGCUCAUCGUCCGUAUCAACCCUACUCGGAGUACGACAACGGGGAGGCGGGAUACGGAGCUCCCCCUGGUGCUGCGAGCACCAGCAGUGGGAGCAGGAGACAACAGCAGAACCCGAGAAACUCAACACAGAUGAAGGUCGGGAACGCGCUCUGGGGUGACCGAGGCAACCAAGGCGGACAAAUAUAG